AUGGACCAAUACGGCGACGACUCAAAACGCAAGCCUCUGAAAGGCCUGGUGCUUACCGAAGAGCAGAAAAAGGCGCACCACAUUGCCCUGGAAAAGAAGCGCCGGGAAAACAUUCGUCUGGAGUUCGACAAAAUCGUGCUGUUGACUCCGACGCUCAGCGAGCUGGAGAACCGACUGGAGCUUAAUAUCCUCACCAAGAGCGCCGACUACAUUUGUGAUUUAAAGCAGGAAAACCACCGGCUCAUAGAGUUGUGUCGAAGUAAAGGCAUCCCCGUGCCGCCGGAGCUUCUCUACACCGGUCCCGCUAGCGAUGGCAGCGAUAUCACCAAGUAA
Molecule: messenger RNA, 333 nt
Organism: Diutina rugosa
Lineage: Eukaryota; Fungi; Ascomycota; Pichiomycetes; Serinales; Debaryomycetaceae
Gene: INO4
Product: Ino4p
Exons: 1
Coding region: 1-333 (110 amino acids)
Biological process (GO): positive regulation of transcription by RNA polymerase II
Cellular component (GO): RNA polymerase II transcription regulator complex
Molecular function (GO): protein dimerization activity; DNA-binding transcription factor activity
Source: RefSeq, a predicted model, not a curated record